GUCCCCACCCAAAAAUAAAACACCAGUUCAAUGCAAAAUUUCAGCCAGAUAUGGCUAAACGGAAUCUCACUGUGCUCCCGUGAAAAAUUUUGUUUGAAGCUCAAUUUAAGUUAUUUAAGUGAAAAGUACUGCUCGCAAGAGUGACAAAUUAGUAUCUUAUCCUUAAUUGAGUGAAAACGCCCUGAAAUUCGAGAAAUUAGCUCUUAAAAAGUGAAAGUACCACCUUCACAAGGAAAGACAAUUUGUGAUAUAAAAAAAAUCAACGGCAAUGCAAGAAUCAAAUACAAAGAGAGUGAACCUUUAAGAUUUAAAACGUAGCUUCAAUGAAAUAUUGUGUGUGAGAAAAUAAAAGAAGUUUUAAGUUUAAGUUUUCAUCACACAAAAAUGCAAUUAUUAGGAGUUUCAUCAAUUUUUCGUGUGAUGAAUGAAAGAAACAAAAUGCAAAGAUACAAACGGUGAAAUGAGCUUCAUUGCGAGGCAAUCAGGGUGACAAAUGCAAUUAAUAGCUACUGAAAUCAAGCUGUGUUCGAGAUCAUAUUGACUCUCAUGCACAUCUCUCACUUAUCUUACGCGAUAUGUGAAAGGUUAACAAGACGCUUCACAGGCUUGUUGUUACACAAUACAACCCAAAAAGAAAUAGAACGUUAAAGCAAUUUUCACCUGAAUUCAACUCAGCAAGAAGUUUACAGUUUUUAUAAAACGCAAAAAUAAUUUAAAAAAAAAGUAAAUAAUAAUACAUAAAAGAAGAAGAAGAAGAAAAAUCACGACGAUCAACGUGACCGAAUAAUUAAAAGUUUAGCGUCAAAGCUGACCAAAGUGAAACUCAACAUACAUAAAGUUAGAGAUAAACUGAACAGUAGAAAACAGAGAAAAAAAUGACUUCAAAUAUGGAAAGCAUGCAUUGGCGGGUGUCGUCAUUGGGUGCUCUCCUUCUAGUGCUAGUUUUUAUGCCACAUCUCUUUAGUAAAGUACCAUAUGUGAACGCAGCGGGCGGUGGCGGUGGAAGCAUGUUAGGCGAUGUUAAUAUAUCAGCAAUUUUAGAUUCGUUCAGUGUUAGUUACGAUAAACGAGUAAGACCCAAUUAUGGAGGACCACCAGUAGAAGUGGGAGUCACCAUGUAUGUGCUGAGUAUCAGCUCGCUGUCUGAAGUCAAAAUGGACUUCACGCUGGAUUUUUAUUUUCGACAAUUUUGGACGGAUCCCCGAUUAGCUUAUAGAAAAAGGCCUGGAGUAGAGCAACUAUCAGUAGGAUCAGAUUUUGUGAAGAGUAUUUGGGUUCCAGAUACAUUCUUUGUAAAUGAAAAACAGUCAUAUUUUCACAUAGCAACAACCAGCAAUGAGUUCAUUAGAGUACAUCAUUCUGGUUCAAUCACUAGAAGUAUGCGAUUAACAAUUACAGCUUCGUGUCCUAUGAAUCUUCAAUAUUUUCCUAUGGACCGACAAUUGUGUCACAUCGAAAUCGAAAGCUUCGGAUAUACAAUGAGAGAUAUCCGCUAUAAAUGGAAUGAGGGUCCUAAUUCCGUUGGAGUAUCGAGUGAAGUAUCUCUACCGCAAUUUAAGGUAUUGGGACAUCGUCAACGAGCUAUGGAAAUCAGUCUCACAACAGGAAAUUAUUCACGUUUAGCUUGUGAAAUCCAGUUUGUUAGAUCAAUGGGUUAUUAUUUAAUUCAAAUUUAUAUUCCAUCUGGAUUAAUUGUAAUCAUAUCGUGGGUAUCGUUUUGGCUCAAUCGAAAUGCAACGCCGGCUCGAGUGGCUCUCGGUGUAACAACUGUAUUGACUAUGACAACACUCAUGUCGUCCACAAAUGCUGCCUUGCCCAAAAUAUCAUACGUUAAAUCGAUUGACGUAUAUUUGGGCACAUGUUUCGUCAUGGUGUUUGCCAGUUUGCUCGGUAAAUAUUGUGAUCAAAAUCACAAACUUUUUUAUAUCAUUUACAAUCGUAUAAAUGUUCCUUUUUUUUGUUUCGAGCUAAUAAUCUAAUAUGCCACGGUCGGUUACAUGGCCAAGCGAAUACAAAUGAGAAAACAACGCUUUAUGGCUAUCCAAAAAAUAGCUGAGCAGAAAAAAAUCCAAGUGGAUAAUGCCCAACAGAAUAAUCCACAAAGCGGAGGUGGAAGUACUGUUGGUGUGGGUGGACCGCCAAGUGAACACGGACAUUCACAUGGUCAUGGCCACUCUCAUCAACAUCCCCAUGUCCCAAAGCAACAGCAAAUGGGAAUGGGAACAAUGGGAAAUCGAGGACCACCCGGUAUGUCUCUCCAAGGUAAUGUUGUAGGCUCAAGAGGAUGUUCUAUAGUUGGCCCCUUAUUUCAAGAAGUUCGUUUCAAAGUGCACGAUCCAAAAGCACAUUCAAAAGGAGGAACGCUUGAGAACACAAUCAAUGGUGGUCGGGGCAAUCAACAGCAACCACCUCAACGUGAAGGAGGUGGCGGAGGCGAUGAAGAAUCGGGAGGCGGCCCUCCACAACAUCUCAUACAUCCAGGAAAAAAUAUCAACACACUACUGGGUAUAACUCCUUCCGAUAUCGAUAAAUAUUCACGUAUUGUGUUCCCCGUUUGUUUUGUAUGUUUCAAUUUAAUGUAUUGGAUAAUUUAUUUACAUGUAAGUGAUGUUGUAGCCGAUGAUUUAGUUUUACUCGGCGAAGAUAAGUAGGAAAACUUAGGACCCAUAUCAAUAAAUCACACUAUACCCGAAUAUACAAAUUUAUUAUGGAAUAUUAUUAAAAUAUUUAUGAUUAUGAUUCCAUUCGUACACGUUUUUGUAAAGCGUAAAGAACAUUUUUCUUUAUUAUUACUCCCCAUUCCAUUCAUUUACACAAUCUAGAAGAUGAAAAAAAUCUCUAAAAUGAAGUAAAAUAAUAUCUUAAGUUUUAACGCCUGCCUUUUAACGACUUAAAUAAAGAGAAAAAAGCAACAAAAAUGAUGAAGUAAAACCAAAAAAAAACGAGAAGUUAUGAUAUAGAGCUGAAAAAUAAAUAAGAUAAAAGAAAUUUGAUUGAUAUUAUUACGACACUCACUCAUCACACAAUUUAAUGCUAAAAAGAAUUUCUCACUUUUCUUUCUUGUUUUUUUUUUCUUCAUUUCAAUUUGUUUUAUAAAAUAUCAUAGUGAAAAUGACGGAAGAAAUUUAAGACGAAUUAUUGAAGAAUCAUAAACAGCACAUUUAAAUUGAAAUAUCAAACUGACGAUGCAAGAAAAAAAUUAAAAAUAUAAACUAAUUAGCCCUUUGAAAAUGACGACGAUGUGAGAAGAAGCGCAGUUUCAAUUAUGCCAUAUAAAUAGGAAAAUCUUGUUAUAGAAACUAAUUACGAUCGUUAUGAGACUAUAAUCUAAUAAUCUAUACCACUCACUCUCACUUUUUUAUGGCUCUAUCUCUCUCUCUCUCUUUCUCACACACUCACACAUGCCUCUUAAAAUCUCAAUUACAUUUUCAUAGAAGAAUUCCCGUCUUUGUAGGUCAUCCUUAAAUCCCCUCCCCUUAGCCGUCAUUUCAUCUUCCUUCUCAAUAUAUUUAUUCAGAUCUCUAAGUAUCUCUAAUUUCUUAUUCUUUUCUUUACGUAUCUUCAUCCGAAGAAAUCUUUAUACAUGCAUCUAAUACGAAAUUUUUAGUAUAGAACAUUUGUUCGAUCCAUUUACGUAAUUCAUUUUAAUUCUAUUUCGAUAAUUACUUCAUGCUUCCAAAAAGAAAACAACCUAUUGCCAAAUUACUAAAGUGAAUAUUUAUUAUAAUUAAAUAAGUCGGAAGUGAAGGCUCUAAGAGCAUGCACAUGAUAAAAAGCGAACGUUAAAAUUAUUAAAGAAAAAAUAUCGUCUUAUAGCUAGAUGACUGUUGAUCUUUUCGCAUUCACGAUGUCUUCUUUCUACACUGUUACUUAUCUGUGAAAAGCUUUUUUGACGUCAUCAUCCUUAGUCACCCUAUAAGAUUUUUAAUCUCGUUUGUUAAAUUAAAUUCUUUAGAAAAUUAUGUUAUGAAUAUUCGAAGAUUUAUUUUAAACUUUGUUAUUAAUAACUCGCUUCGAAGCGUUUCAGCAUCAACGACAUUAACGUAUGAUGAUGGGCUGGUGAGAAGAUAAAAAAAAAAUCAAUUUUCAUGUCCCUGUCGGUAAAUAUUUAGAGCUAUUAUUGAUUCCCUUUCCAUGCACACAAGAAAACAGCUUGCAAAGCUAAAAAUGUGAUGAAUGGUUUAUUUUAUGAAAGCGAUAAAAGAAGCCAUAUUUGAUAUGAUGAUAAUUAGUUUGUGUAGCAAGCCGCGCACCUUUUUCACCCCAAACCAUUCACCGACCUAUUUCAGUAAUGAAAAAUAUUGUUUUAAAUACUUUAUAAUAUUUACAACAUUCUCUCGUACUUCAACUUCUCUAGGCUUUACUUUGAUCAUCCUAAUAAAGCCCGUCUUUUUUCAACAUAUUAAUCCUGCCAUCACUGUUCCUUUUCAAUCUCUACCGAUUGUGAAAGUAAGAAAAAAUUAUAUAAUAUAAAGGACAAAAGUGAAACAUAUUGAGUCAAAAGAAAAAAUAAUAAUAAAUCAUUAAUUGAUGGCACAGUUUGCACAAGCACGAUAUCCUACUUAUUAACAAGGAAAAAUAAUAACAAUAAAGAAAAAAAGGAAAAUUGAAAGAAAUUUCGUCACCGUUUAAUUUCCCCGCAAAAAAUCACAUAAAUGUAGCGCGCAGCCCUCAAACGAUAAGCUCUAAAGAUUCGACCAGUUCUUGUCGUUUUUCACUUGAAAACACGAAUAAGAACCAAAAAAAAAAUGAAUCGUUGCUCUUCUUCUGUUCAAUUAUGGCUGUCUUUUUACAUCAAAUACAUUUAAAAAACGAAGAAGAAAUGAAAAUUCCUUUGAUAUGUUUGAACAAGAAAAAAAUGAAAAUAUAUACAAAGCAUGUGAUAGACAAAAAAAAAUAUUGAAGAAAUAAAAUUAAUAAGAAAAUAAUUUAAAAGACACUAACGUAAAGCAUGUAGUCGCCAGUGAAUUUUAAAUGAGAAACUACUAGGUAAAACAAGAGGUUAUUAAAAAUAAAUAAAUGAGAAAAUUCUAAAAAUAAAAGUAAAAAGGAAAAGUUUUAAAACAAAAUAUAAAGUUCAUUAUCAUUAAUUAGUCAUAUUUUAUGGUGGUAUUCUUUAAAUCAUCAUUAUUAGGAUCAUCAUUAUCAUCAUGAUCAUAAUCAUCAUUAACAUUAUCAUGAAACUGAACACGUCACACGAAGAAAAACAUUAAAAUAAUCACGAAAUCGACAUUUUUUUCUAUUUAUAAAACUCGGGGUGUUGAUAUAAAAAUGGGUCUCAGUGAGAUGAAGACAAAAAAAAAUAUAAAUUUAAGAAGAAAAAAUUAUAAACAAAAUUGUAAGAUUCAGUUGAACCAAAAAGAUGAAAAAAAAAAGCAAACAAGUUGUUGAAUUGUCGUGUUUUAUAUUAAUCAGAAAAGAAAAGAGCAAAGGAUUCAUUGUUUGAUUAUCCUUUAUAAAUUUGUGCACAAAAGUUUUUAUCCUUGAGUUUGCUAGAUGAAUCAUUUCUACUAAAUAUAGAAAAUAAAAAGAAAACUCGAAGAAAAAAAAUUAAAAAAUGCGAAAACAGAUUGAAGCAGGUGCAAGAGAUCAAAUUAAUUAAUGCAAAAAAAUCAUAAUGAGUAUAUGACGAAUGAAUUAAUUAUGCAAAUAUUUUGUAAAUAAGCAAUUAAUUUUAUCUUAGAAAAAAAAAUCGAAUAAAAUAAUUAAAGUGAGGAAAAAAAUCGAAUCUUGAGCACAAUUUAUGGAAAAAAAAUGUUGAAAGAUUUGUGUGAUUAUUAUGAGUUGACUUUAAGUUUGGAAUCUAAGAUAAAUUAUGUUCGUUGCUAAAUCUUCCAAAAGAAAUGAGACAAAAACAUUAAGGAAAAAAAAGAAUUAAAAUUGAUGCAAUAAGAAGCAUUUCAAGCAGGUAGCUUUUUUGGCACGUCUUCUUCAAAACAAUACAUUAAAAUUGUAGCGCAAAUUGAGUAAGAAAAAAAAUGUAUAACUAAUGUAUAGGCGAAAAGUCGAUUAAAGAAAUCUUUACGCACCCACUUACACACCAGGAAUUUCAUGAAAAUGUUACAAAAUUUUCUAAUUUCAUGUCGAUUGUAAAAAGGAGACAAUUUUGUUGUUAUUUUUGAGAUAGUUUCGACCAUUAAUGCGCGACUCAUAAAAAGAUUUUGUUUUCGACCUUUUAAACGACUCGAACAUGUUUUCCAUUCUAAAUGGUCCAUUCUCAUCCUACAUAAAUAUACAAAAAUUAUGAUACAAAUAGGUUGACUCUUUUCAUACAACUAGUGAUUCAAUUUAAAAAUAAAAAAAUGAAGAGAGGGAUGAACAAAGUUCCAUUAAAGCCUUUUCCUUAGCCAUCAUAAUUCUUAUGCAAGAAAUAAGAAUAUUCAAAUACAACAAAUCCGUAAGACACUCGAAACACAUUUUUCCGAAAAUAGAAGAAAACUGACUGCAUAAUUAAUAGUUUGAGGACAGUUUAAAAUGGAAUGAAAGUCGUAAAGAAAUAAAAGAUAAAAAUCUAGGAAUAAAGAAGUGCAUAAUUUAAUUUAGGAUUAUUAUUAUUAUGUAAACUCAAGAAGAAAAACCAAAAAAAAAGAAAAUAUAAUCCUUUAAAAGAAAACUCAAUAAAGUUUUGAGGUGAAAAAUUCGAAACA
Messenger RNA from Clunio marinus, 6647 nucleotides. NCBI's taxonomy places the organism in Eukaryota, Metazoa, Arthropoda, Insecta, Diptera, Chironomidae. The record is from the annotation of a GenBank genome assembly.